AUGGGCAUAUCAAAGUAUUGGUGGACUGCAGUCGUUCUUUCUGCUUUUUUUCUUGUGUUCAUAUCUCAUGUACACUCACAGACACUACUCUUGGGGGCAUGUCCCAAUCCCCCCAUGCAGCAGAACUUUUCAGCCCAAGAUUUUAUGGGCCGUUGGUAUGAAGUUGAACGCACUUUCGUCAUGGCCGAAGUAGGAUGGCGAUGCAUUUCUGUCGACUACAAAGAAGAAGGAGGACGAGUCCGAGUUGAAACUCAAGGUCAGGCAGUGGUAAGACGAACUAUGACUGCUGUAGCAACGUUUACUCCUAACAGUCCCGCCAGAAUUAUUUUGAGAGGAGAAGGAUCUUUACCGACUCAAAGCACGAAUUACGUCCUCUUCACGGAUUAUGAAAAUGUGGCUAUUGUGUGGUCCUGCAGAAACGCUGAACCUCCGAUUGCGAUCGAUUUUCUGCGUAACUUAACACAUACGGAGAAUUUAUGGAUUCUUUCACGCAAAAGAACUUUAGCUCCAGAAAUGAGGGAACUUGUCUACAGUUUCUUGGAUAACAAUUCAAUCAGCAGACGCAGCCUGAGGAAUGUCGCUCAGGAAAAUUGCCAAGCAACACAAAAUCCUUCUCAGUCUGCUCCUUAA
Molecule: messenger RNA, 630 nt
Organism: Uloborus diversus
Lineage: Eukaryota; Metazoa; Arthropoda; Arachnida; Araneae; Uloboridae
Product: apolipoprotein D-like
Exons: 5
Coding region: 1-630 (209 amino acids)
Biological process (GO): lipid transport; brain development; tissue regeneration
Molecular function (GO): lipid binding
Source: RefSeq, a predicted model, not a curated record